AUGUCUUCUACCUGGAGAGAGUUCAUGUCCUGGAACAAGUACACCCAAAUCGCUUCCCGAGCCCUCCGACAGGCUCUUAGCGAGGGUGACCGUGUUGCUGCUGAGAAGCGUGCUGCCAUCGGCGUCCGAUACCAGCUCUGGGAGAACGGAGAGGGUGGCGAGCAGCACUACGUCCGACCCCCACCUGAGGAGGCUACCGGCAAGCCUUCUGGUGCCGUCUAA
Cryptococcus wingfieldii CBS 7118 is the source of this 222-nucleotide messenger RNA. RefSeq lists its product as hypothetical. NCBI's taxonomy places the organism in Eukaryota, Fungi, Basidiomycota, Tremellomycetes, Tremellales, Cryptococcaceae. Gene Ontology annotation, biological process: proton motive force-driven ATP synthesis. Gene Ontology annotation, molecular function: proton-transporting ATP synthase activity, rotational mechanism. The record is from RefSeq and is a predicted model, not a curated record. The coding region runs from base 1 to 222 and encodes 73 amino acids. The transcript is spliced from 3 exons.